UAAUAUUUUUUAUUGCUUCGUUUUCCCAAUUAAAGUCAUAUCCUCUGAAACAGUCAAUCGUUUAUCGUUACUGUGCACAUCUUUCAGAAUUUUUUAUUUAUUUUAUUUUAUUUCAAUUGGUUAUUUUAAAAACUGAAUUAAUUAAGAGAAAUGGAAAGAACAGAACGAAAAAAAUUGUUCUGCGACGAACAGAACGCGACAAAAUGUCGUGCGACGAAGCGAUUGCGACGAAGUGAUCGUGCGACGAAGUGAUCGUGCGACGAAGUGAUUGCUCACCUUUAAAUGCAAAUGAAUUGUUCUGCAGAAUUUUCAUUUGUGAUUAAUUCUAGAUCCAACAACGACCACAACAACAACCACAACAACCACAACAACAACCACAACAACAACCACAACAACCACAACAACAACCACAACAACCACAACAACAACCACAACUACCAGUAAGUAAUAGACUAAAUUGUUAAAUAGUGGUACUAGAUCAAUUCGUCGCAAGUCAAUUUGUCGCAUCCAAUUCAUCGCAAUCAAUUCGUCGCACAAUCAAUUUGUCGCACGUCAAUUUGUCGCAAUCUAUUCGUCGCAUCUCUCAUCAUAAAAUUCCCGUAUUAGAGUUUGAUCUUGCGGGAAAAUGAUACAUAGACAGAAAUGAAAUGACGUAUUCAGAGAAUAGAAAAUAACAACAUCUUGUAAUUUCAUCAAACUACAGAAAAAAAACCGAUGUUUUUGUUCGUUUUUCGACGAAAUUUUAAAUAGAACGUAUGUAUUCCACCUAUCUCCAACCAGUAGUGUCAAACUUGAAACUUGAGUUCAAUUGAUUUUGCAAGUUUCAAGUGAGUUUUCAAGUUUCAAGUUUCAAGUCUCAACUUUCAAUCUAAUUUCAGAUGACUUUUCCGGCCAGUCCUUUCGCGGCACCCACAGCCGCUGCAAUGUGAUGUGCGCAUAGUGUGGCCACUUCUUUCGCGAUCAGUCCUUUUGCGGCCAGUCCUUUCGCGGCACCCACAGCAAGUGCGAUGUGAUGUGUGUCAUAGUGUGGCCACUCCUUUCGCAGCACCCACAGCAGCUGCGAUGUGAUGUGCGUCGUAGUGUGGCCACUCCUUUCGUGAUCAGUUCCUUCGCGGUCAGUCCUUUUGCGGCCAGUUCUUUCGCGGCACCCACAGCAGGUGCGAUGUGAUGUGUGUCGUAGUGUGGCACCUCCUUUCGCG
Rotaria sp. Silwood1 is the source of this 1199-nucleotide messenger RNA. Lineage: Eukaryota; Metazoa; Rotifera; Eurotatoria; Philodinida; Philodinidae. The record is from the annotation of a GenBank genome assembly.